GUCAGAGGAGCUGUCAGUUUUAACAAUUUAGAAUACGUCAAAAAAUGGAGGAGGAACGUCUUUUCGAUGAAAGGGUUUCAAUUAGGGAAUCAGCUCGACCCCUUAAAAAAUACGGUAGCACCUGCAACCACAUGAAAAGGCACGAAGAAUAUAUCAAACAUGUUAUGGCCAAAGGUGAUACGUUGCAAGGGAUAGCUCUAAAAUACGGUGUAACUACGGAGAAGAUAAGGAGAGCGAACCGUUUGUUCGCGUCGGACAGUUUAUUUUUGAGAGAAUAUCUGUUGAUUCCUGUGACCAAAGAUUCGCCUUUCUACGAGAGUGGUGAGCGGGUCACCGAGCCCGCGCCGCCGAAUCACCGCGCUUCGAUCGCGGGCAUGCCAACGAGAGACUUCUCACCGGGCAGUCCAGACGAGAAGAAGAGUUUCGACGAGUUUCUGAACAGGGUGGACUCAUCACUGGCUGAUAUCAAGAAACAUGUUGAGAAGACUAAGGAAAAUAGUGAAUUCGUGAAGGAGCUUGAAGAUGGUUUCGUGCGGCAUCGACCGACGGCGCGCCUGCGACAGUCGGCGUCGCUCGGCGCGUCGAGCUCGUACAACGAGAUCAUCCCGCCGCCGCUGCCGCCGCCGCCGUCCAUGCUGACGCAGGGCCGCCGGGUCGACACGUCGCUCAAGAGGCUGGAGCGGACGCACGAGGACCUGUUCCAGUUGUAGCGGUCGAGACAGCGCAGAUAUGCGCGUUUCCAAUGAGCCCGCGUCACGCCGUCCCCGUGGCGUCACGUGACGUCAUCAUUGAGCGUCACGUGACGUCAUCGUUGAGCGUCACGAACAAGCUCGGUGAGUUGCACGUGUCAACGUCGAGUGAUAUUAGAUAUAAACGAUUAAUAAUAUCAAAUUUAUGAUCUGUUACAUAAUAAACAUUUUGUGAAUAAUUAUGGACUACUGUAAUGUGUCGUUACAUGAUCAUACUUGUAAGGGCACGUUCAC
This is a messenger RNA of Cydia splendana, 983 nucleotides long. It is a transcript of the gene red, whose product is annotated as lysM and putative peptidoglycan-binding domain-containing protein 2. The transcript is spliced from 4 exons. Lineage: Eukaryota; Metazoa; Arthropoda; Insecta; Lepidoptera; Tortricidae. The record is from RefSeq and is a predicted model, not a curated record. Bases 45 to 710 code for a protein of 221 amino acids.